GUCAGAGGUGUGACAGAAAGCGGAGUGCCCGCGGUUUGUAAGAAGUCGCGGCCUGAAAGUGUAGGAUUUACUGUAUCCACAUUUUGCUGCGCGGAAUCGGCUCUUUUAAGACGUCACGCAUCGGAGUUCCCAGUCGAGCUCCUAUCCAAAAGAUUAGAAUGAGCAGCAGACAUCGUCUCAAGUACCCCCAGAGAAUCAGUGGUGUUUGCGUAGUUCUGCAGUUCAUUGCAUACGUUGCGGUACCUCAGCAAUAUAUGUUGCAUGGGGUAUUCAGACAUGGAUGCCAGUCGCGGGAUCUCCCUGACAUCGAAGUUAAAAAGCUUAACAGCUCAACAGCUUUGAACAAGUUGGGGAUUGCGGUGCGAGGUAGAUCUUUGCUUGGCGUCCUUUUUGAUUACAUCGACGGUCGUCUCGAACUGCAUUGCCUAUCGGGAUCAAAGACAUCGAAUGAGCAUCUGCCAUACCUCGAAAAUGUUUGCGACACACAAAACGUUGGCCGCUGGCUCUUCUUCUCUAUCCCGAGAGAAGUGUCAAGAAUUUAGUGGUCUAGGCUCGGCACGUCGGUGCCAAGCCCUGGCUUAUCCCGACAUCGAAAGCUUCAUUUGACAUUCGAUCAAUCACCACAAGACAACCUUACAAGAUGAGUUUUGGAGGGCCAGGAGGUCUGCAGGCCAAUUCGAAACCUUCUCCACCUGAACGUGGAA
Mollisia scopiformis is the source of this 704-nucleotide messenger RNA. RefSeq lists its product as uncharacterized. The record is from RefSeq and is a predicted model, not a curated record. The transcript has 4 exons. Lineage: Eukaryota; Fungi; Ascomycota; Leotiomycetes; Helotiales; Mollisiaceae. Bases 159 to 542 code for a protein of 127 amino acids.